Messenger RNA from Necator americanus (New World hookworm), 1470 nucleotides. RefSeq lists its product as uncharacterized. The record is from RefSeq and is a predicted model, not a curated record. The transcript is spliced from 9 exons. Bases 1 to 1470 code for a protein of 489 amino acids. Lineage: Eukaryota; Metazoa; Nematoda; Chromadorea; Rhabditida; Ancylostomatidae. Gene Ontology annotation, cellular component: apical plasma membrane; plasma membrane; signaling receptor complex. Gene Ontology annotation, biological process: receptor-mediated endocytosis. Gene Ontology annotation, molecular function: protein binding; hormone binding.
AUGUGCUUUGAAUGUCAGAAUGAGCCCUCGAGCACACGGUGGUUGCCCUCGCAUUGUGAGCUCCUCCUGGCAACGGACGAGCAUUUCGACUUGAAGACCAUCUGUACGAAUUUUAUAUCACGCAUGUCAAGUACUCGGCUGUGUUUGCUGGUUUUUGUGCUGUGGAAAAGAGCUUCUGCUAUUUGUUAUGAGGAUCAGUUUACCUGCCUUAUCGGGCCUAAAUGUAUUCCGAUCCUAUGGUUAUGCGAUGGAGCUCGUGAUUGUCCGGAUGGCAGCGACGAGGGUCACGAUCAAUGUCAUCCUCAUUUAACCAACAUCACUUGUCCUGGUAAUCAGCCGGACUGCAUACAUGGAGGUGUGCCACGAUGCAUCCCCGAAAAUUGGCUUUGCGAUGGACAUCAGGACUGCGACCAUGGUGAGGAUGAGAUAAAUUGUGGAAAGAUGGAGAAAAACGGUGGAUGCGGUAUAACACAACAUAGAGAUAUGCUACAGUUCGAUCGAAGCGACCUCGCCUAUGGUUUGGCAGUCGGUUCCGCCAAUUCAAGAAAGCAACACGUGUUUACAAAUUAUUCAACAGUCAAAUCACAAAAGAGAAAAAUCCAGUUGGCUCUACGUCAUUCCGUCUCGAAAAUUCUACAAAUUGUGCCUACCUCAAAUGAGAGAUGUGGAGACAAGUGCAUACCUCGACAUCAAAACUGCAAAGAACCACCGGAUUGCAACGGUGAGAAAGGCAAAGACGGCAAAAAAUGCAGUGGGUCCAGCACCAGAAAAAACGAAGUCAGUACUCGUCCAACAGUUCCAGUCCAAGUUAACAAGAACUCCACUAGUAAUCACCCAACGGACGAAAAUGUUAGGAUCACAUUUAAUCCGGAAAAAUCAUCAUCGCCAAGUUGGGCGGAACUACUCACAACCGUUUCCAGGACAACACGAGGAGCAUCCACUUUUACUCCCCCAAUACCGUCAUCAUCCACAAGUCACAGUUUGACCACCACUGCGACUAGUGAAAUUUCCCCAUCAAAGCCAGAAAGCAACAAAAAGCCUGAAGGCACCAGUACAGUCCCGAGUUUCACAGAGAAUUCUGGGGAAUCAAAGAAAUUUUUCACAUUAACUCCACCAUUUUCUCCCAAGAAACCCUUCGAUCCAUCUGUAAUCAGGCCGAAAUUGGAUGUAUCUUCGCUUCAAAAACUGAAGUCAGAACUUCCGGAUAUGAAUCCUGGUAACCUCAAUCUGUCCAGCCUCGCUAAAAUACUCCGUUCAGAUACACAAGAGCAUGCAGUCGUCGUUCAGAAAGAUACGACUGGACAUGAGGAAGUGGUGUACGAUAACGUCGAGGAGAAGUCAGAAUCUGAGCAACGAAGCAAUAACGGAGUUCAGGAACAACCGCUGAAUGUUGUGCAGGGACGUAUCGAGCCUGAAUUAGAGCCGGUGAAGUCCGUUGUUGGCGAACCUAUCAAGCCAGUGAAUCUUUAG